UUGACAGAGUCCUUGUGCAGCAAGCAAGCUGAAAACCCUUUUGUUAAGGAUCUAUUCACUUCUUUUUCUACUCUGCCCCAAGAUUUGGAGGAUCAUUCUGUCUACAGAGUUCCUGUUGUUACACUUACGGAAAUUAACUGACUUCAAAAAAUGGGGUUGUUUUACAAAACAGGAACAGAGAAGAUUUGUAUCAUUUGCAUCAUUCUCCAAGUAUUCAUAAUGAUGCUCUGACCCUAGCUGUGAAGGAAUAAUACUAGGACAUUUUCUGACUCAGAAUGGAGAACAGUAUCUUUCAAGACAUCCAGCAACGAAGGGGUGUUUGACCUCUGAUGGAUGAAAUCUGCUGGAAUGGAAGCUAAGCUCUUUGAAGAGGACCAGGUGUCAACUUAUUCUGUAUAUGCCACAUGUCUGGGGACUUCAGAGGAGUCAAAAAAUGAGAAAUACAAAACAAAAGUCGAAGAAUAUGAUUACCAAUUUGAGCUCCAUAACGUUCUGCUCGAAUGUGAACUCAGUUCUUCAUCUAUAACACAGUCAGUAAGCUACACUGAGACAUCCUUGGAACCUAGCAGGGUUACAGGCCAUGUUCCUGUUGCUGCUGAGCCUGAGGGAAAGCAUCUUUGGGAAGAAUUACUGUAUUCUUCAGGACACAAAUUUAAGGACAGUCCUACACACCUAUCCUCACAAGAGGAAUUUCCCUUAUCAUUUCUUCCAAGUGAAAGCUCAGCUGGGAAACCAGCAAAGGUUCAAGAUAUCAGAGUAAUAACACACAAACCAAAUGUGAUCACCUUUUCUGAUUUUGAAUAUUUAUCACCUAGUGCUAAUUCUAAACUCCAUAUUUGUGAGGUCACAGACACAGAGGCUUUCUCUUUUGAAGAGGAGGAGGAAGGUGAUGAGGAGGAGGAGGAGAAGAAGAAGAUUUUUACAGAUCUACCACUGUAUAGGGCAUUUUGGGGCAGUGGUCUUUACAAAAGGACAGUUCUCCCAGAGAAACAAGAUAAAUGUGAGCAUACCAGAAGUCAGUAUGUUGGUCAUUUAGAUGGCUGCAAUGAUCACACUGGAAAGAAAUUGAAUGACUGUGAAAAGGAAGAAAAACAAACGGAUUUGGUGACCCAACUAGAAAAAGGAUCUGAGUGGUCAGACUCUAUUUCAUGUCUCAUGAAGAAACUGGAACAAUUGAAUUUAGAUAUUGAAGAGGCGCUCAGUGCUGGCUCUUCUCCUUCCAGCACUCCUUCUACCAAAAGGCAGAAACAGCUGUGCCCUGUUAAAGUGGAGCCAGGCCUUCUUCACAGAGAUCAGAGAAAGGAAAUCUGUAGAAAUAAGAAGGCAGGCUAUCUGGAUGUAGAUAGUUUGCCGAGCUCAGUGUCAACUGGAGCACGACCAAAAACUGAAGUGUUGUCUCAGAAGCUAAGCAAAGAGAAAGCAGAAAUCGAAGCAAAGGAAGCGUGUGACUGGCUACGAGCUGCUGGAUUUCCACAAUAUGCUCAGCUCUAUGAGGAUUCACAGUUUCCUAUUAACAUUGCAGCCGUAAAGAAAGAUCAUGAUUUUCUCGACAAGGACCUUGUAGAACCUCUUUGCCGACGACUGAACACAUUGAACAAGUGUGCCUCAAUGAAACUCGAUGUGAACUUCCAAAGGAAAAAGAGUGAAGACUCAGAUGAAGAAGAUCUCUGUGCCAUCAGUAAUAAAUGGACUUUCCAAAGGUCAAGCAGAAGAUGGUCUCGAGUGGAUGACAUUGACACUUUGCUUCACCGAUCAGAUAGACAUGGAUCGUCAGGGGACAUUAAAAUGAAAAGUACCCUCAGCAGUGAGAGUGUCCUCACCGAUCUGAGUGAGCUUGAGGUGUCAUCUAUUCACAGCGAGAGCAGUGGGGGAAGUGACAGUCGGCGUCAGUCUGGCAUCCACAGCACUAUAAGGGAGAUAUGUGACUGCUCAGGACAGCAUAGUGUAGAAAAUACUCUUACACGCUGCACCACUCCUGUCAGCUGUACCCUCUCCCCGGUUCCAAAGGAGACCACAAAUUACUCCUGUAACCUUAAGAAUGAAAAACCCCCACGAACGAGAGCCAAAACCUUUCUAAAGCGUAUGGAGACGCUAAAGCCUAGAGGUGCACCUGGAAAACUAAAAGGCUUGGGAAGGCCUGGUGUCAUAGAGAUAAGUGGACCUGUUCUUCAUCAUGAGCCAAAAUCCUUAAAAGACAUGCACUGCCUGCAGAUAGUGAAUGGAGACAUCCAAAACUUAACCCAAGAUGCAACUAAAAGAGGACUUUCCUUUUCCACCAAGUCCAGCAGUGACAGUAGUCAGUCAGAAAAUAGCAGUGGAGUGAGCACAUCCUGUUUUCAGGAACGCAAGUGCCAUGAAACAAAUAAGCGAGGUGGUAUGUACCUGGAGGACCUGGAUGUUCUUGCUGGAACAGCCCUGCGGCAGCUGGUAGAUGAAAACCGUAAAAAUGAAUUUCACUCGCAAGAGAACUUGGUUGUACAUAUUCCCAAGGACCAUAAACCUGGAACUUUCCCAAAGGCACUUUCCAUUGAAAGUCUCUCACCUACUGACAACAGUAAUAGUGUAAACUGGAGGACAGGCAGCAUCUCUUUGGGCAAACAGAAGUGCUCUACUCCUAAAGAGCCCAGAUUCAUGGCUUGCUGUCCUAAAGAAAGUAGAGUUAGUAUUUAUGACAAUGUUCCAGGUUCCCACUUGUAUGCCAGCACUGGAGACCUUUUGGACUUGGAAAAAGAUGACCUUUUCCCUCAUUUAGAUGACAUUUUGCAGCACGUCAAUGGACUUCAAGAGGUUGUAGACCACUGGUCAAAGAAUGUACUGCCAGAGAUGCAAGGCAAAGAUUUAUUGGUUGGGGAAUCUGCAUCAUUGCCAUUCCAGACACCCACCCAAAUUAUGUUGGACUUUGAAGGGAACUCUGUUUCUGAUGGUCGUACUACACCCAGUGAUAUGGACAGAGAUGGAGCAUCUCUCAAUGAGUCAGAAACAACUGAUAUUAGGGACAGGAGAGACUCUGGUGUAGGGGCAUCUCUCACUAGGCCAAACAGGCGAUUACGCUGGCAUAGUUUCCAGAUCUCACAUGGCCCGAGCUAUUCUGCAGCAUCACUACAGCUCAGUAAUCAAUCUGCAGCCCAACUCAAUCUACUGCAAAAAUUUUCCUUACUUCGUUUUACUGCCAUCAUGGAAAAAUAUUGCAUGUCAAACAAACAUGGCUGGACAUGGUCUGUGCCAAAGUUCAUGAAGAGGAUGAAAGUCCCUGACUACAAGGACAAGAGUGUCUUUGGUGUUCCGUUGAUAGUUCAUGUCCAGCGGACAGGGCAGCCGCUUCCACAGAGCAUGCAGCAAGCGCUGCGCUACUUACGCAGCAAUUGUCUAGAUCAGGUGGGUCUGUUUCGAAAAUCAGGCGUGAAGUCCCGAAUCCAGGCCCUGCGUCAGAUGAAUGAGAGCUCCCCUGAGAAUGUCAGCUAUGAAGACCAAUCAGCCUAUGAUGUGGCAGAUAUGGUAAAGCAGUUUUUCAGGGACUUACCAGAACCUCUUCUCACCAGUAAGCUAGGAGAAACCUUCCUCCAUAUCUAUCAAUAUGUUCCCAAAGAGCAGAGACUUCAAGCCGUGCAGGCAGCCAUCAUGUUGAUGUCAGAUGAAAACAGGGAGGUUUUGCAGACUCUGCUGUGUUUCCUGAGUGACGUCUCCUCUGUAGAAGAGAAUCAAAUGACUCCAAUGAAUGUAGCUGUUUGUCUGGCCCCUUCUCUUUUCCACCUUAAUAUAUUAAAGAAGGAAAGCUCACCAAGAGUAAUACAGAAAAAAUAUGCGACAGGGAAGCCAGAUCAGAAGGACCUCAGUGAAAACCUGGCAGCCACUCAGGGACUUGCACACAUGAUAAUAGAAUGCAACAAACUUUUUGAGGUCCCACAUGAGAUGGCAACCCAAUCUCGGAACUCCUACGUGGAGGCUGAAGUGCAUUGUCCAACGCUGGAGGAACUAGGAAAGCAAAUGGAUGAAGAAGGAGGGAAUUACCAAAUGUACCUUGAAAGUCUGAUGCAGAACCUUCAGAAAGAAGCAAAAGAGAAAUUCAAAGGAUGGGUCACCUGUUCUAGCAUAGAGAACACAGACCUUGCUUACAAAAAGGUUGGGGAUGGCAACCCACUCAGAUUUUGGAAAGCUUCCGUGGAAGUUGAAGCACCCCCGUCGGUUGUACUGAAUCGAGUCCUACGAGAACGUCACCUUUGGGAUGAGGACUUCUUGCAGUGGAAAGUUGUAGAAACUCUGGAUAAGCAAACAGAAAUAUACCAAUAUGUACUGAAUAGCAUGGCACCCCAUCCUGGCAGAGACUUUGUCGUUCUAAGGACAUGGAGAACAGAUUUGCCAAAAGGAGUGUGCACACUAGUGGCAGUCUCUGUGGAACAUGAAGAAGCUCCUUUGAUGGGGGGUGUACGAGCAGUGGUGAUGGAUUCUCAGUAUUUAAUAGAGCCUUGUGGCUCAGGAAAAUCCAGGCUGACACAUGUCUGUAGAAUUGAUCUGAAAGGCCAUUCCCCAGAGUGGUACAACAAGGUCUUUGGGCAUUUGUGUGCCGCGGAAGUUGCCAGGGUCAGAAACUCAUUUCAACCUCUUAUUGCUGAGGGGCCAGAAACCAAAAUCUGAGGAAACGUUCCAGCAAUGUGUGAACCUAGAGCAGAGGAUGGGAGACAGCAGAAAGACCCAACGCAAAGGUCUGAAUAAGGAUAGAAGUAUGACCUCAUGUCUGUACCGUGGCCAAACAGGGAUUUCACAGAAAGGCCUGCUCAUUCCAGAGACUUUGCCCACCUGUUGCCCCAGCUCUUCUGUGUUCUUUUCAAUUACUGAAGUAAACCUUUUUUUAAAAAAAGCUUUCAGCAGUUACUUUACAAUGAGACUAUUACCAUUGUUUGUGUGUUGCAUAAUUCACAUUAUUUAAAAGCUUCCAAGAAGCAUAUUUUAACUGUAAAUUAACAAUGUACAAUUUGUAUAUACUUAUCUAUGUAUAUUAUAUAUCUAUAUGUAUAUGUAAAGUAAUUAUUUUGUAUAUAAUUUAGUGCUUUCUAGAAGAAAUCAUCAAUUUUGACCUUAUAUGGACCUGUUCUUGUUGCUUGUUUUUCAGUGUUUCACAGCUAUAUAAACUGUGUUUGCUGUUACCAGAGAGCUACAUGACAUAAUCUGUGUGAUAUCUAACAAAAAUGGAUGCUUGACUGUUCUCAUUCGUGUUGUGUGUGGGGGGGGAGGGGGUGUAAACUACAAGAAGGUACAUAGAUAGAUAUAGGGACUAUAGAAAGGAUAAUUCUAUGUUUAAGAAUAAUGAACAGCAGUUCAGUAUCAUCCCAAAAAUGCUAACAUGGAUAUUGUACUUGGUGAGCACAUUUCGAAGACCAUUUACAAUAAAUGGUUGGAAGUUUGUGACUGCUCCAUGAUAGCGCUCAAACUUCCCUGUAACCUUAAACAACUGAGUAAAUAGUUGCAGUUAGGGGCCCUCACCAUUUGCAGUAGUAAAGCUGCUUCCUAUAUUAAGUCUAGGACAGUUCAAAGGAAUGUUGCCGAUACCAAGGUAACCUUAACUUACCAAUUUGACUCCAGGUGAACACUUAUUAAGGACUACCGCUCUGAAGUCUUUCAUUUAGAUUUCUGGCUAAGUAUGUACUUUGGGAGCUGUUCUUUCUUUCUUCUGUCAAGCUAUUUAAUUGUUAACCAAAAUCCAAAGCAGUGUUUCCACCCCAGAUGGGCAGCUAAAAAUUAUACCUUUUUAUAUAUUUUCACUAUAAAAAGUAACUAAUUUCUGGGAAAAUAGCUUUUUUGGUAAGAGCAAACAUUUUCACUUUAUGCACUGAUGUGUUGAGAAGAGGAACAGGAUUACAUCUACUGGCCCCUUUCAUUUGCAGGGACUUAAUGUUUUGUUAAGUGGAAGAAUGCUUUAAAAAUGGUUGUUAGCUAUGAGACAAGGGUUAUGUUCUGUUUUUAAACUAACAUAAAACCAAAAAUGUAACUAUAGACAUGAAUCACUUAAAAAAACUCCCACAGGUCAGUCAAUACAGUGCUCCUUCAGUAGUCAGGUAUUUGUUCACCCCGACUUUAUUUAUUGCUGCAUUAAUUAGUUUGGUCAUUUGGAACCAGUAUUUUAGUUCACAUCUUUAAAUGCCUUCUACCUUCAUUUAUGGUGAGUUUAAUUCUAUGAGAUUUAUCAUCCUACUUCUAGGUGCUGAGAUUUAUAUCAUUCAGUAGUGCUGGAGUAAUGGCUUCACACAGUGACACUGCCAAUACUUUGAAUCUGCUUAGAUUACCUUUGCUGUGUUGUGUUUGUCGUCAGCAAUGUACAAUUACAUUAAUAAGAAGUAUUAGAGAGAUAAGAGUACCGAGAUACCUUCAUAUGCCUCCAAAUAUCCUGCCACACUGCCUUGUUAUUUUCCAGGUUCAAGAACAAAAGAUUUUCCAUUGUGGAUUAGAUCACUGGUGAAUCAAGAUCAGUUUCCUGCUGUCAGCCAUCAUAAUUAUUGUAAGCUUCAAGGCAUGCUGCCUCAUAAGGCACGCAGCCACCUGAGCAGUAUUUUACAGGGAGAAGGAAAUUUUUGCUGCCACACUCUACCCCCAUGCAGCCUAUUCGCUGAAGCAUGAGGCCUCAAUGCCCUUAUCAUAUGUGAGCUCACAUAAGAGUCUACAACACUUCCUGUGUAUUAAUCAUCACAGAAUAAUCAAGGCACUGGAAACAAAUAAUUUCUGAAAGAAAAAUGUAGCAGACGAGGCCAGGUUGUCUUAUUCUUAGAUAAUCAGCUGGAGGAAUUGCCUACUGUAAUUACAAAAAUGGCAAAGGGACCCUGCAUGGUUGGGAGGAAGGGGAGCAGAGGCUUUGUGGAUGCACUUAUAGCAUCUGUAUGCAAUGUAUUGAUCAAAGGCACAUGUCUACCAGUCAGGCACUACAGUAUUUUAUAUUACAUUUUAUGCUGCCAUUUGGAAUACACUAUAACAAGUCCAUUUUGAAAUGUUAUACUAUUAUUAAUACCUCAUAUUUUUACCUCAUUUUUGGUAUCAGUCAUCAACUGUAGAUAAGUAAUUGCAGAGGUGAAUAAAUUUGCAUACAUUACAGCUUCAGAGUGCCUUUACAUUUAUGUGUUUCCUUUUUUCUAUGUUGAAACAGGUAACAAACCUGGCAUAUGGAACAGCUCCCUCCCCUCCAGUGCCACCUGAUAGGGAUGAAAUAUACUUUAAAGUAUGACUCUACCAACUAGUUUAGGUUUCAGUACUUUGUUACUACUUGUCACUUGACAGUGGCCACAUGCAUAUAAGGUACUUCCCCCAAAAAACCCGUCGUUUAGAGGGCCCAUCUUAGAAUACCGUAGUCCUGAUUUUCAGCGGUAUAGAUUGUCCAUGGUUCCUGUGAUAGCUGUGGGGGAAUAAUCAACCCCCCAGUGUGUGUUAAAGAGGCCACUCUUUAAAAGCUGAGGCUUAAAUCAUGCAUCUUCUCUCGUGUGCGCUAGUUUUACAUUGACAGACUCUACUGGUGUCAAUGGCAUCCCUUCUGUGCACCAGUGUUGGUCAGAGGAGAAUCAGGCUCAGCCCUCAGGGCCAUGGCCAAGAGUUUAUAACAAGGCCUAAAUAAAGCUGAAAAAACAACAAAUGGUCUGGUAGCACUUUAAAGACUAACAAAACAUGUAAUG
Pelodiscus sinensis (Chinese soft-shelled turtle) is the source of this 7649-nucleotide messenger RNA. RefSeq names its product StAR related lipid transfer domain containing 13 (gene STARD13). Gene Ontology annotation, biological process: regulation of Rho protein signal transduction; actin cytoskeleton organization; signal transduction. The record is from RefSeq and is a predicted model, not a curated record. Gene Ontology annotation, molecular function: protein binding; GTPase activator activity; lipid binding. NCBI's taxonomy places the organism in Eukaryota, Metazoa, Chordata, Testudines, Trionychidae.